Schistocerca piceifrons (Central American locust) is the source of this 603-nucleotide messenger RNA. RefSeq names its product leucine-rich repeat extensin-like protein 3. NCBI's taxonomy places the organism in Eukaryota, Metazoa, Arthropoda, Insecta, Orthoptera, Acrididae. The transcript has 3 exons. Bases 1 to 603 code for a protein of 200 amino acids. The record is from RefSeq and is a predicted model, not a curated record.
AUGGAGGCGGAGAUGGAUGCGGCGGGAAAUGCCGCCGCCGUCUCUGGCGGGGCUGGUCAGUGCGCGGCGGCGUCUGUGCUCCACAUUGUGGUACCGUACCACAGGGGACCCACUGUGUGGUCGACUGCGCCAAGACUGCCCAGACAGAGCCCCGCAGACGGCAGGCGUGCUGGGCGCCCCGUCCUCCGCGAUCGAUACACCCGCUGUGCCAGCGCCGCGGACAAUGUCUUCCGUCUUGAUUCCUUUGUCGGCGCGGCGGCGGCGGCGGCGGCGUCUCCCCCGCACUGCACGCCGGAUCCACCGCCCGGUCCAGUGCACACACCUCCUCCGCCCCCGCUCCCCCAGCUGCCUGCCGGCCCCCCGCCUGCGCCAUCAACUCUCGCCCACGCACCUCCACGCACAGCCCUUCCGCCCCCACCGCCUCCAGCCCCCCUCUCCGCCCCCGGCUUCUCCCCUGCGCCUCUGGAGCGCAGCGAGGACGAGGCGGACUGCAUCAAUCACUGUCCUAAUAAAUCAAUCAAGCCGCGACGGCAGGGCUGCCAACGGCGCGGCAUAAAUAGCAGCCCGGCGCCCUGGCCGCCUCAGAACGGCCGCUCGUCCUGA